ACUGUUCAUCUCGGAGCACUUGUAUAUUUAUCUAGUUACAAACAUAUUGUUUUUCAAAUGUAAGAGUAGUUAAAGGUGAAACUAUCCAUUAAUGGAAGAAUAAAUUAUAUGUGUUUUGUAUUCCGAAUUUGCUUCCUCUAAGGAAGUUUUGGAAAUUGAACAGGAAGUCAGGAAAUAUGGUGUUCCAAAAGGAAGAUCUCAAAAAAAAUACCACAAAUGAUAAAUACAUUGGAACCUCUUACACAGCUCUUGACAGUUUAAUGUGCUCUAAUUAUGACCUCAUAAACAUAUACUCGAGUACAAUAUUUCGUACAACAAAUCUAAUGGCUAUACUCAAAUCAGUCCUACAUUUCGAACAAAUCAAAUAUUCUAAAGGAAAUUGGAAAGAUGCAUGGGGCCAAACGAGUCAUAGUUUUUUGCUGUCUAACAGCAUUAUUACCAGCAAUAUUUAUCAUCGCACCUUUAUAUCUAAGACAUAGCACUUUUGCUGAUGUUAUUUAUGCUGUUGCGGAAUCCGAUAUUGUGGAAGUGGUAGAAGGAAUAUCUUCCGUUUUCUGUCAAGCACAUUAUCUUCAGAUGAACAGUUCUUUUAAUGCUUUUCAGCUUAGGGGUACCCCGCAAAUAAGUGAUAAAAUGAAACAUAUUCAAUUGAAAAAAUCUAUGUCUUUACCUGAUGAUACCUUUGAAUAUUGGGGUUUUUUUCUGCUUCGCGGUGCUGUAGUUAAAUUGAAAGUUUGUUCGAAAUAUGAUGGCUCAAGGAUUUUGGUUGUGAAGGGAGAAAAGCACUUGAAAACUUGUGGAACACUUGAUGAAAGAAAAGCUGUAGAUGCUAAAAUGAAUGAUGAACAUUUUAAAGUGAAGGUCACUAUUGAGAAACCCGCCGUGGAAAUUGGGGUAAUUGAUGAAGAAGCAUUAAAGAAAAAUACAGCAAUGGAGGAAAUGGAUGAAGAUAAUGUUGAUGAUUAUAUCCAAGAUAGGUUGAACAGAGGGAGAAUGAGGUUGAAUAAUAAAUUAAAUUUCACAGAAAUCAAUAGAAAUGAAACAUCAGACUCAAAACAAACUAUAACUAAAAAUAUUAAUCACAUUGAAGAACCGGAUAAGCCAAAAUUGAACCGUACUAGAAGGGAGAAAAAUUUUGAUGCACACAUUGCUCAUGGUGGCAAUGCUCCAAACAAAACAUCGGAAGAAAGUAGUGUUUCUAGCUUUGAAACUGAACUCUUAACAUGUUAUAAUGGAGAAAUUUUGGUCGCACAAGAAUUUCCUCAUUCUCAUUUAUGCAAAGAUGUAAAUUACUUGGAGAAUAGCAGCAGUCAUAUGCAAACGUUCCACGAGGUUGGAAGUGAUGGUUAUUAUUACUAUAUAUUUUAUUCAGACUACGAGGAGCAUAGUAAUGAUGUUCAUGCGAUUUUUGAUAUUUUCAAACCAACAUAUCGAUUCAGUAAUUCCUCUUCAAAGCACUCUUGCAUUAAUGUUACGGAAUGUACUUUUCCGUUGAGCUUUUGGUCUGAUGAAACUGUUAUCGUUGAAGUACCCACAAGAGAUGGAAUUGAACAUGAAGCUGAUGAUAUAACGUACUUAUUAAGCCGGUGCCAACCUAGAAUGGCUGUCUAUAUGAUCUUCCCUAUUUUAGUGUUGUUUUUGAUUUUAGGUUGUGCAUUUAUAUGAAUUUUUAUUUUAAACAAAGUUAAUUCAUAUAUGAAAUUUUUCAUUCAGCAUUUUGAUGAAUCGGAUUUUCAUUUUAUCAUUAUUCAUGCAGAAUACUCUAUUUCUUCUUUUAUUUUGUUGAUUUUACAACAAUCAUCAAUUGAAUUAUGGAUGUCUAACAUAUAUAAUUAUGUAUUUCACAUAUCAUUAACUUAUCUCGAACCCUGAGCAAAAAUCAAGAGCUCGACAAUACCACAUACCUGAAUAUUAUUAUUUGGGAUAUUGUGACGUUUGAUACUCUUUCAUUUUUCUUUGCUUCUAAAUUGGCAUGGAAGUUCAAGGUAUUAUCAUAGUUGUUCAAAAAUGCUUGAUGAUUCAGUCAUAAUUGAUGGAGUUAUUGCCAAAGUGUACAAUCAAGAGAUUGUAUGUUUAUUGAAAAUUGAUCCAAUUGCUAUGAAAUUAAGGUAUAUUAGAACUUAGCUCUGAAAAACUAAACUGUUGCUAAGUCUAAUAUAGUUUCUGUUUGAAAUUGUACACUUUGGAACUAGCCCCCUCAAUUGUAGGAUGAUAUUUUUUCAUAUAAAACAUCCAAAUUGUUCUGGUUGCAUUUUAUCCUGCUCAGUAUUGAAUUUAAGAAUAUUUUAUUCUUUGUUGCAUUUUUAAAAUUUGUGCGUGUUUCAUUAUAAAUUUAAUUUAUAUAUGUAUAUUUAAAAGAAAUCAACAGUUUUUGUUAGGUUGUGGUUAAAAUUGUCAUGAAUUUUCUAUGAAAUAUUAAAUGGAUUGGCCCAAAACACUAGAUGACAGUGUGGUCUGAAAAUAUAAUGAUUUUGUUUUCAAGCCACUUAUUCAGGAAUACUUUUUUGAAAUAUUGAGCAAAUCUUAUGUUUGCUAACAAUCCAAGAAAAAAAGCUAUUUAAUAGUAAGAAAAUGUGAUAUAUGUAUAUAUAUUUUUAAUGAUAGGUAUAUAAAUCAUUGUUAAAUUUUUAUAUAUUUAAUUCAUCGUAUUUUGAAUAAAAGGUUAUGGAUUGUUCAAGAA
Molecule: messenger RNA, 2680 nt
Organism: Harmonia axyridis
Lineage: Eukaryota; Metazoa; Arthropoda; Insecta; Coleoptera; Coccinellidae
Exons: 4
Coding region: 388-1665 (425 amino acids)
Source: RefSeq, a predicted model, not a curated record